Messenger RNA from Kogia breviceps (pygmy sperm whale), 4583 nucleotides. NCBI's taxonomy places the organism in Eukaryota, Metazoa, Chordata, Mammalia, Artiodactyla, Physeteridae. The record is from RefSeq and is a predicted model, not a curated record.
ACAAUGUUAGUUUUCUUCAUGUUGAUGGGUAGAUUCAGUGCAACUGCAAGCAAAAUCAUAGCAACCUAUUCUGGAGAAACUGAGAAGCUGAUUCUGAAAUUCAUAUGGAAAUGCAGAGGACCUAGAAUAAUUAAAACAACUUCAAAAAUGAAGAGCAAAGUUGGAGGGCCAACACUACCUGAUUUCAGACCCAGGGCGUUCGGGUCGCCAAGAUGAGGCGUCUAUCCCAGAUUGGAGAAGGCUUUCUGGAGUAGGUGAUGCCUUAGCUGGCACUGAAACGAGGAGGGCAGCCAGGUGCACUGGAGGUGGUAGCCCUGCUGCUCUCAACCAGCGGGGAAGGAUGGCAGAUGAGUGGAAGGAGGUGCACAGGUUGAAGACAUUGAUUUGAGUUGCUCUCAGGUUAUGGGAGGUGCCUUCCCGGCUGAUGCUGAGGGCGUCCCACUGACCUGCUGACCUCCGUCCACCUGGGUCCUCAGGAAGAGGCUGCGAUGUCCCAGACACAGGACUACGAAUGCGAGAGCCGUCACGCCGGCCUGCAGGAGUCUCGGAUUUCAGGAGCUAGCACGAGGCUGGAGUGGGUGGAGAUUAUCGAGCCGCGCACGCGCGAGCGCAUGUACGCCAACCUGGUCACGGGCGAGUGCGUGUGGGACCCGCCGGCCGGCGUACGCAUCAAGCGCACCAGCGAGAACCAGUGGUGGGAGCUCUUCGACCCCAACACGUCGCGCUUCUACUACUACAACGCCACCACCCAGCGCACGGUGUGGCACCGGCCGCAGGACUGCGACAUCAUCCCCCUGGCCAAGCUGCAGACCCUGAAGCAGAACACCGAGUCCCCCAGAGCCUCGGCUGAGAACAGCCCUGGGAGAGGCAGCGGCGUCAGCCAUGAUGGCAGCACCAGCUCGUCCCUGGAGCCCGAGCUGGAUGCCGGCGACAAGGUGCCGGAGACUGUGGGGCGAUCCAGCCGGCAGGCCGUGCUCGGGGCGGUGAAGGAGGAGAGCGGCAGUUCCUCACCGUCAGGAGGUCUCCUUGAGAAGGACUAUGAAAUUUACCCGGAUUACAGCGCCGAUGGCCACCUUCUGCACUGCAGGACCUCCUCGCUCCGCUGGAACUCGGGCACCAAGGAGCGCAUGCUCAUCAAAGUUGCCGACAGGGAGCCCAGCUUCCUCUCCCCCCAGGGCAACGGCUACCCCCUGGACAGCCAGCCCAGGGGUCGCUCCCGCAGACCCUCCGGGGGACAGCACUCGCCCAGCCUACAGACCUUCACCCCCGACGCAGACAGCCCUGUCUUCUUCUCAGAGCGGAGGCCGUCGCCCUUCCCGAAGAGGGCUGAGCGAGGGAGCUGCUCCCCACUGCUGGCCCAGCCCCGCAAGCCCGCCACCGACUCUCAGCCGUCCUCCCCGCGUUAUGCCUACGAGCCCCCACUCUACGAAGAGCCCCCCGUGGAGUACCAGGCCCCCAUCUAUGACGAGCCCCCCAUGGAUGUGCAGUUUGAGGCUGGUGGGGGCUAUCAGGCUGGCUCGCCUCGGCGGUCUCCCAGCCGCAAGCCGCCCAAGCAGGCCUCCGCGUCGCCCUACCAGCAGCUGGUGCUCACCAGGCAGAAGUGCCCCGAGCGCUACCUGAGCCUGGAGUACAGCCCGGCCGGCAAGGAGUAUGUCCGCCAGCUGGUGUAUGUGGAGCAGGCCGGCUCCAGCCCCAAGCUGCGCGCGGGCCCGAGGCACAAGUACGCGCCCCACCCAGGUGGCGGUUCCCUCUCCCUGCAGCCCAGCCCCUGCCUGCUGCGCGACCAGCGCCUGGGGGUCACGUCCGGGGACUACAGCAGCAUGGAGGGGCCCGAGCUGCGGUCUGCCCAGCCGCCCGUGCCACUGCCCCAGGCCCAGGACGAUGCCAUGUCCUGGUCCAGCCAGCAGGACACCAUGUCCUCGACAGGCUGCUCUCCCAGCACACGCAAGAGGAAGAGCAGGAACCCCUCUGCGUGCCACGGCCCCAGCGCCCUGCCCACUGAGGGCCCCGGGGACCGCGACCCACACGGCCAGCAGCCCCUGACGGAAGAGCGGCCCCUGUGCAGCCCCAGCCUGGCGCCCACAAAGCGUGCAGAGGGCGAGGCGCGUGAAGGGGACGGGACCCGGGGCGAGGCCGAGCCCUUCCUGGCUCAGGCCCGGCUGGCCUGGGAGGCGCAGCAGGCCCACUUGCACAUGAAGCAGAGGGGCAGCUGGGACUCACAGCAGGACGGCUCGGGCUACGAGAGCGACGGGGCCGUGCCGCUGCCCAUGCCUGGGCCUGUGGUGCGCGCCUUCAGCGAGGAUGAGGCGCUGGCCCAGCAGGAGAGCAAGCACUGGCAGAGGGGCGCCUUGGAUAGGCUCGCCUUCCCCCAGGUCCUGCUCGAGAAGAGCGUCUCUGUGCAGACCAGCCUGGCCUCCCCGGAGCCCUACCUCCACCCCUCUCAGUCUGAGGACCUUGGCACCUGCGCCCAGUUCGAGAGCAGCCGGCAGACCCGGAGCGUGAUGCCCAGUGCCAGCUGCGUGUUCCCCACCUUCACACUUCGCAAGCCGUCCUCGGAGACUGACAUCGAGAACUGGGCCUCCAAGCACUUCAACAAACACACACAGGGCCUCUUCCGGCGGAAGGUGUCCAUUGCCAACAUGCUGGCGUGGAGCAGCGAGUCCAUCAAGAAGCCCAUGAUCGUGACCAGCGACCGCCACGUGAAGAAGGAGGCCUGUGAGGUCUUCAAGCUGAUCCAGAUGUACAUGGGCGACCGGCGCGCCAAGGCUGACCCACUGCACGUGGCCCUGGAGAUCGCCACCAAGGGCUGGAGCGUCCAGGGCCUGCGGGACGAGCUCUACAUCCAGCUGUGCCGGCAGACCACCGAGAACUUCCGCCUCGAGAGCCUGGCCCGCGGCUGGGAGCUCAUGGCCAUCUGCCUGGCCUUCUUCCCGCCCACGCCCAAGUUCCACUCCUACCUGGAGGGCUACAUCUACCGGCACAUGGACCCCGUCAACGACACCAAAGUGACACAGCACAUGAAAGCGCUCCUGGAAAGGAACACUAAGAAGAAGUCCAAGUUGAGAAAGAAACCCAAGCCUUAUGUUGAGGAGCCGGAUGGGGUGGCAAUAAGCACAUAUGCCAAGUACUGUUACCACAAGCUGCAGAAGGCAGCCCUGACUGGGGCCAAGAAGGGGCUGAAGAAGCCCAACGUGGAGGAGAUCCGGCACGCCCAGAACGCCGUGUUCAGCCCGUCCCUGUUUGGCAGCGCGCUGCAGGAGGUCAUGAGCAUGCAGAAGGAACGCUACCCCGACCGGCAGCUGCCUUGGGUGCAGACUCGGCUGUCAGAGGAGGUGCUUGCGCUCAACGGCGACCAGACGGAAGGCAUCUUCAGAGUCCCUGGGGACAUUGAUGAGGUGAAUGCCCUGAAGCUACAGGUGGACCAGUGGAAGGUGCCUACAGGUCUGGAGGACCCCCACGUCCCAGGUGAGCCCCCAGCCCCCUCAGCAGCAGGAGCAGCUCGGAGGCUUCAGCCCUCCCUGCUCUCCGUCGUGAAGGGACAGCCCUCUGGUCCGUUUCCAGCACAGACGUCCCCCUGCUGUUGGACAGCCUCCACGGCGCCUCCCUCUGCUGGCCUGCCCGCGGUGGCCGCACAGCCUCUCUUGGUUCCCGGCGCUCGGGGUCCGUCCAGGCCCUCGGGACCAGGCGCCCGCUGGCCUCCGGCCGCGCAGCCCACACGGCUGGGUGGACACCUCCCGUCUGGUCCUGGCCCCUCGCCCCCACUCGCGACACACACGGCCGCUUUCGCCCCUUGCUGCUGGUGGGACGGGUCCCCGGCUGCCCCGCCCAGCCGGAACCCCCGCGCUGCGUCCCCAGCGUCGCUGCUGAAGCUGUGGUACCGGGAGCUGGAGGAGCCCCUGAUCCCCCACGAGUUCUACGAGCAGUGCAUCGCGCACUACGAGAGCCCCGAGGCCGCCGUGGCCGUGGUGCACGCGCUGCCCCGCAUCAACCGCCUGGUGCUGUGCUACCUCAUCCGUUUCCUCCAGGUGUUCGUGCAGCCCGCCAAUGUGGCCAUCACCAAGAUGGACGUCAGCAACUUGGCCAUGGUGAUGGCGCCCAACUGCCUGCGCUGCCGCUCGGACGACCCGCGCAUUAUCUUUGAGAACACUCGCAAGGAGAUGUCCUUCCUGCGCGUGCUCAUCCAGCACCUGGACACCACCUUCAUGGAGGGCGUGCUAUAGCGCGCGGGCACCGAGGGACCGACGAUGGGGACAGAGCCUGCCCGGGUGCGCCCGGGCAGGGGGCACGCGGGGAGGGGGGGAGGGGACGCCCGAGAAGCGGAGGUAGCAUGCCGGCUCCGCCCAUGCCCGCCCCAGCCCUGGAACCCGCAUCCCCCGACCCGGGCCCUCGGCCUGAAGGCGCAGCCACGCCAGAGGGGCUGCGGGAAGAGCGCCUCUGCCCCGCCCCAGGCCUCGUGGCCGUACCGUUCGGCGCUGCCCCGCCCACCGCCAGCCGCGGUUCGGCCGCGAGAAAGUGCCUUCUGUUUCCUGGAGCCAAGUGACACUGCCCCUCCCGGCCGGCCCGAGAGCACAAGCCGCCCUUCC